Drosophila willistoni is the source of this 10146-nucleotide messenger RNA. RefSeq names its product probable ubiquitin carboxyl-terminal hydrolase FAF (gene faf). Gene Ontology annotation, cellular component: cytosol; nucleus. Bases 723 to 9026 code for a protein of 2767 amino acids. The transcript is spliced from 19 exons. The record is from RefSeq and is a predicted model, not a curated record. Gene Ontology annotation, molecular function: cysteine-type deubiquitinase activity; cysteine-type endopeptidase activity. Gene Ontology annotation, biological process: protein deubiquitination; cell migration. Lineage: Eukaryota; Metazoa; Arthropoda; Insecta; Diptera; Drosophilidae.
AGCAACCAAAGCUGACGCCAUAUUGGCCGGCUGAUUUAUAAAAAUUUGCAAAAAAAAAACCCGAAAAAGGAGUAUAUAAAAUAGGAAAAGUGCCAGCAAGCAUGAAAUUGUGACAUUGCAAGCUGUGUUGUGGAUUAUAAAGGCUUGCAAAAGUGCAAAUAAAAGAGGCAAAGUGUUUUUUGGGCGGAUGGAAAAAAAAUGUUUAUAGAUUUUUGCAAUUUGUGAUUUGCCGAGCAGAAAGAGGAAUAUGUAAACGAAACGCCGAGUGCCGCGAAGAGCAGCAGCAGCCGAUUUAAGACAAGAAAAAAACCUACAAAAAUAUAAAACAAAAGCAACCCAUAAUCCAAGAAGAAAUUUACCUUAGAGAAUAUAGGAACGGGAAAUAAGGUGAAGAGAGAAAGGUCUUUGGAACACCGGAAACGACCAACAGUGCCUCAAAAAAAAAAAAAAAAUAAUUAAAAAAUUAAAAAUUGGUUGCCACCUAACAGAGCAGCAUUAACCAACACCAGCAACAACAACAUAACUGGGCCAUUCCUCCCUUUGCCUCCCUGCAUCAGGAACCAGGACUGCCAUAUAAUCAAAGCCAAAAAUCCAACAAGAAGCCGCCCAGUGGUAGACUGCAAAUAGAAUUACAACAACAAUACACACACACACUUAUAUAUAUAUAUAUAUAUAUAUAUAUAAUUCAUACCCGCCCUCCUCUUCGUUAACUUCGCCCGAAAAUGACUUUCGAUACGAGACGACAAAACACGGGACAACCACUGACCACCACAAAUAAUAGCAGCAGCAACAGCACAAACACAACCACGGCCAGUCCAGCUCAUGGAACGGGUAACGGAACUAGCAACACAGGAGGCAACGGCAGUGGAGGAGGCAGCGGAGGUGGUGGCGGCGGCGGCGGAGCAAUUGAGACUCAGAGCGGAGAGCAAACGCCGGCUACUCCAGCAGGAGAUUCCUUGGAAGGACCGGCCACAACGUCGUCAUCAUUGGAUAGCACGGUGACCACAGUGUCUCCGGAGAAAUUGAUAUCUUCAUUUCCCACCACUAAACUACGCUCGCUAACACAAAAGAUAUCCAAUCCUCGAUGGGUGGUACCAGUUUUGCCAGAACAGGAGUUGGAAGUGCUUCUAAAUGCGGCCAUCGAGUUAACUCAGGCUGGUGUGGAUCAUGACUGUGAGCCCUGUGUGGAGUUCUAUCGCAAUGGCCUAAGCACUUCGUUUGCCAAAAUCCUAACCGACGAGGCAGUAAACUCAUGGAAAUACAAUAUUCAUCACUGUAUCCUGGUGUCUUGUGGCAAGCUUUUACACUUGAUAGCCAUCCACAUGCAGCGGGAUAAUCCGUAUCUGCUUGAUCUGUUAGCCAUUGUGUUCGAUCCGGACAAUAAAUUCAACACUUUCAAUGCUGCCCGACAGCCGGAAUGCUUUGCUGCCCCCGAUUGCAUCUGGGGUGUGCUGGACAGUAAUAAGAUGUUUGCGCGGCCGCCGCCAGAACCAAAAAAUGCUCGAGGCUGGCUUGUGGAUCUCAUCAAUCGUUUCGGUCAGUUGGGUGGCUUUGACAAUCUUCUAGAGCGAUUUAAUAGUGGACUGGAAAUUUUGAAGCGCAAUCAAAACCAAAAAAAGGGUUCAGGAAAAAGUGCAGCCUCGGAUAGCUCCAGCGGAGAUGGCACUGCUCAGGAUAAUCGUUUGACAUUGGCUCUUAUACAUAGCCUGCUGCGACCCUUUGGCCAGUGCCAUGAGCUUCUUACACCAGCCACAAUAGCCAAGUACUUUAUGCCCACUUGGAAUGUGGUCCUUGAUCUACUGGAUAGUUUUACAGACGAAGAACUAAAACGGGAGGUGAAGCCUGAGGGACGCAACGACUAUAUCAAUGGCAUUGUGAAAUCAGCCCGCUCUCUAGCCAGCCGUCUAACGGGUCAGGAGGAACUGAUACGAGAUUUGGAGAUGUUUCGUCUGAAGAUGAUUUUACGUCUGCUGCAAGUCUCCAGCUUUAAUGGAAAGAUGAAUGCCUUGAACGAGAUCAAUAAAGUUCUCUCCUCGGUUGCUUAUUACUCGCAUCGCUCCCAACCGUUGCCCCACUGCAUGCCGGAUGAAAUGGAAAUGGACUGGUUGACAGCUGAGCGUAUGGCCCAAUGGAUUAAGUCAUCGGAUGUACUUGGUAUUGUUCUCAAAGAUUCGCUGCAUCAGCCUCAAUAUGUGGAAAAGUUGGAGAAAAUUAUACGCUUUCUGAUAAAAGAACAGGCUCUAACAUUAGACGACCUGGACGCAGUGUGGCGGGCCCAGGCGGGCAAACACGAGGCGAUUGUAAAAAACGUACACGACCUGUUGGCCAAAUUAGCCUGGGAUUUUACUCCUGAGCAGUUAGAUCAUCUGUUUGAGGCGUUUCAGGCUAGCAUGACAACAGCCAAUAAACGUCAGAGGGAACGACUUUUAGAGCUUAUUCGCCGUCUGGCCGAGGACGAUAAAAACGGUGUAAUGGCCCAGAAAGUGCUCAAACUAUUUUGGACUUUAGCCCACAGUCAGGAAGUGCCGCCAGAAGUACUGGAUCAGGCAAUCGGUGCACACGUUAAAAUCCUUGACUACAGUUGUUCCCAGGAGCGUGAUGCACAGAAGACGAUAUGGUUGGACAAAUGCGUGGGCGAACUAAAGGCAGGUGAUUCAUGGGUUCUGCCUGCGCUGCGACUCAUCCGGGAUAUAUGUUGCCUAUAUGAUACAUCGCCUAGUCAUGCGCCACGUACCCAGACUAGCACCAAUCGUCAGCAGGUUAUCGAGCGGUUACAGAAUGACUAUUCCUUGGUCAUACUGGUCACAAAUAGCUUAACCGCCUAUAUGGAUAAAAUCCGUCAUAUGGUCAGCGAAACACCAAGUCUGGAUCCAGCUAGCAUUUUGAUUGAUGGACGGUUUCCGCAUCAUGUGCAAAUUGCUGAACGCUUGGAAUUUCUCAAAUUUCUGCUCAAGGAUGGCCAGCUCUGGCUAUGUGCCGAUCAGGCUAAGCAAAUCUGGCAUUGUCUAGCGGUAAAUGCUGUUUUCCCGUCGGAUCGCGAGGAAUGUUUCCGCUGGUUCGGUAAACUAAUGGGCGAGGAACCGGAUUUGGAUCCAGGCAUCAAUAAGGAUUUCUUUGAGAACAACAUUCUGCAGCUGGAUCCACAUUUGCUGACUGAAAGCGGUAUAAAGUGUUUCGAGCGCUUUUUUAAAGCGGUCAAUUCUAAGGAGGACAAACUGAAGGCCAUUCAUCGUGGCUAUAUGCUGGAUAACGAAGAUCUAAUCGGCAAGGACUAUCUGUGGCGUGUGAUAACCACGGGAGGCGAAGAGAUUGCCAAUAAGGCCAUAGAUCUGCUCAAAGAGGUUUCCACGGCCUUGGGGCCACGUUUGCAGGAGAAUAUUGCUGAAUUUCAUGAAAUGUUUAUUGGAGAAUGCUGUUCGAGACUGCGAACCCAUUAUGGCAACAUACUGAUUUUGGGUAAAGCCCCGUUGGGAGAGGACGAUGCCAACAAUCAGGCGGAUGAUGCCAAUGACUCAAAGGACUCUAAAAUGUGCUUCAUCGAGGCCGAGAAGAUGUGCCGUAUUAUUAAGGUGCUGCAGGAGUACAUUAAGGAAUGCGAUCGCUCCUUUAGCGGGGAUCGUAUCCACCUACCACUGAGUCGUGUAACUCGCGGCAAAAACACUAGUCUUUACAUCCGGUUCCAGAAUCCCGGACGGCCCAUCGACGACAUUGAGAUUGUGACGCACAGCAAUGAGACCAUGGCGGCCUUCAAGCGGAAUCUGCUUAAACGAAUCAAGGGUACAUCGACGGCCAACAUCAAAGUGGAUCUGUUUUACACAAACGGCGAGCUGAUAGAGGUUUCCGACGAAAUCAAUCCCCUUUAUCAGUAUACUAUACGAGAUAAAAUGAUCCUAACGGCUAAGUUGACCCCAGUUGGAACUGGCCUGGCUAGCAGUCCCGAUUCCUCCAGCGAUUCAAGCACUGGAUCACCUCCGCGACCAUGCCCUGAUAUGCAGCGCGUGGAGUCGGAGAGUACUCUGCCUGGCGUGAUUAUUUCACAGAACUUUCAAUACACCGAGUUCUUCCUAAAGCUUUAUCAGCUUGGCAGUGAUCUGGACCAUGGACGGCUGCGUGACAGUGCCAAGGUUCUGCUCCAUCUCCUGCCCUGUGACCGCCAGACAAUGCGAAUGCUUCAGCUGAUGUGUCGAGUGCCCAAACCACAAUUAGCCGAAAAAAUCACCAAGAUUGAAGAUGAUGUGAUUAACUCGAUGACUAGCGGUGAGCAACAACCGACGAGCAACGAAACUGAAGCGGAAAGUUGUACGCCAGAAGAGAUGUUCCUGCAUCCUUCGCCCGGCCAGGUGUUGUACAAUCUUAGCGUUUUGCAUGGUCUUCUGAUACCCGCUUUAGAACCGCUGGGAGAUGCCGCUCUUCAAAUACAAUCGUCUUGGAUGCAUUCCGGUUGCGCUCAUUUUGUGCUCGAGCUGUUAACCAAGAACAACUUUUUGCCCAGUGCCGAUAUGCACACGAAACGCGCCUCUUUUCAAUGUGUUCUGCGAUUGGCCAAGCUCUUCCUAUAUAUCGUUGGCAGCGUUUUGUCACGAGUGGGUGACGAGCCAUUGAUCUGUGAUGUCGAUAACGGAGCCCGCUCCCAGGUGGAUAUACUGAAGCAAAAUUUCUCAUCUAUACCGAAUGGAUCACAGGGCACAUUGAGAGCCAUUUCAUCUAAGUUGGCAGUUAUAUUGGCUACAGAAAUGCUAUCGGCAAGCCCGGAGGGCGAUCGAUGUCGCUCACUAUUUAGUUCCACUCUGCAAUGGUCGUGUCCAGACAUAUCUACCAUUAAGGCGGUGGUUCAACUGGCUUGGGCCUCUUCCUGUGGCAAUCUGCAGGCUUUGGGUAGCAGUAACAGUGAUUUCGAAGACGAGGUGAUUGUUCCAGAUGGUCAGGACUUUAGUAUGUGCAAAGAGGCACUUGAAGUGCUUACCAUUUCUUUUAUACUCAAUCCCAGCGCAAAUGAGUCUCUCAGUAACGAUCCCAACUGGCCCAAAUUCAUCACAUCAAUUGUAUUAAAAAAUCCUUUGAGACAUGUACGCCAAGUAGCUUCGGAGCAACUAUUUUUGGCUUCCACAUACUGUGCCGGCGAUAGGAAACCCUUUACCUAUAUGGUCAAUUUGCUGGUGAGCUCUCUGAAGACUUUGGUACCUCAAUUCGAAGCCACCUGUGCCGAGUUUUUCUCCGUAUUGUGUCGCACUCUUUCCUAUGGCUGUAUCUACAACUGGCCACUGCAGAUUGGCGAGGGUCUUCUCGGAGAUGAAAUUAAAUGGUUGAAACACAUUCAAGCGAACGUUAAAGCCACCGGAGACACCCAGGUCCAUGAGGAGCUACUUGAAGGUCAUCUCUGUCUGGCAAAAGAACUGAUGUUUUUCCUUGUGCCCGACUCGAAGGCUCAAUUAAAUGAGUUAAUUCAUGAGCUUAUCGAUGAUUUCCUUUUUACGGCCUCGAGAGAAUUUCUGCAUUUACGUAGGCAUGGUGUCCUUCGGCAGGAUACAGUGCCACCUCCGGUUUGCCGCAGUCCUCACACUAUUGCCGCUGCCUGCGAUCUCCUAAUAGCUCUGUGCCAGCUCUGUGUUCCUAAUAUGAAACUACUCACUAAUACACUAAUCGAUUUCGUUUGCACAGAUACAGAUCCGCUGCGCGAAUGGGAUUACCUGCCUCCGGUGGGUGCUAGACCAAUUAAAGGUUUCUGUGGACUGAAAAAUGCCGGAGCCACCUGUUAUAUGAACUCGGUGCUGCAACAGCUUUACAUGGUGCCGGCCGUCCGUGUAGGUAUUCUUAAAGCCCACGGAGCGGCCACUAAUGAAGGUGAAGACUUUAGUGGCGAUUCGGAUUUGACUGGUGGAGGACUUGGAUCUGGAUUUUUCUCUGGUGCCUUCUCUUCAUCCGGAACGGGGGAAGUGGAUGGUUCGGAUGUGCGUAAAAGCUAUCAUGUGGUUAUUCUUAAACACGUCCAGGCUAUAUUCGCUCACUUGGGUCACAGUGCAUUACAGUUCUAUGUACCACGUGGCCUCUGGACGCAUUUCAAGCUGCAAGGCGAGCCAGUAAAUCUACGCGAGCAACAGGAUGCCGUCGAGUUCUUUAUGUCACUUUUUGAAAGCCUCGACGAGGGACUUAAGGCUUUGGGUCACACCCAAUUGAUGAAUGCAACGUUGGGUGGAUCGUUUAGCGAUCAGAAGAUCAGUCAAGAGUGCCCACAUCGCUACUCCAAAGAGGAACCAUUUAGCGUAUUUAGUGUUGAUAUUAGGAAUCAUAGCUCAUUAACCGAAUCUCUGGAGCAGUAUGUCAAGGGAGAGCUGCUCGAGGGGGCCGAUGCAUACCAUUGUGAUAAAUGUGAUAAAAAAGUAGUUACCGUUAAGCGGCUCUGCGUGAAGAAGCUGCCUCCCGUGUUAGCCAUACAACUGAAGCGCUUUGAAUACGACUACGAGCGCGUCUGUGCGAUUAAGUUCAAUGAUUAUUUUGAAUUUCCACGUAUCCUGGAUAUGGAACCCUAUACAGUUUCUGGCCUAGCUAAACUGGAGGGCGAUGUGGUGGAAGUAGGUGAUAAUUGUCAAACAAAUGUUGAAACAACAAAAUAUGAACUGACCGGCAUUGUAGUCCACAGCGGGCAGGCCUCCGGUGGACACUACUUCAGCUACAUACUUUCCAAAAAUCCAGCCAAUGGUAAAUGCCAAUGGUACAAGUUUGACGAUGGCGAAGUAACCGAAUGCAAAAUGCACGAAGACGAAGAAAUGAAGGCUCAGUGCUUCGGUGGCGAUUAUAUGGGAGAGAUCUAUGAUAACAAUUUGAAACGCAUGCAGUAUCGCCGGCAAAAACGAUGGUGGAAUGCCUAUAUGCUGUUUUAUACGCGUUGCGAUCAAAGUCCUGUCCAGUUUGAGCCCAGUGUGGAGCAAUUGUCGCUAACAGAAAGCCGAAAUAUGGUUUUACCUUUACCAAAGCCCAUCGAACGGAGUGUACGGCACCAGAAUAUACGAUUCCUACACUCGCGCAGCAUAUUCUCUGUGGAAUUCUUUAAUUUCAUUAAAAAACUAGGUAGCUGCAGCAUACCCUCUACUCGAAGCGAUAAAAUUACACCCGCAGCUGAAGAGCUUUCCUUGUUGGGUGUCCAAUUGACAUCUCAGUUUUUGUUCCAUACUGGCUUCCGCACGAAAAAAUCAUUGCGUGGUCCUGUUAUUGAAUGGUAUGAUACGCUUUCACAUCACAUUCGUUCCUCGGCAUUAGUGCGUAAAUGGUUUGCCAAUCAUGCUUUACUUUCGCCGCCAUCGCGGCUUGGCGAGUAUAUACUCAUGGCUCCGUCACCCGAGGUCCGUACCGUAUUUGUGAAGUUGGUUGUGUUCUUUUGUCACUUUGCCAUUAACGACGAAUCGCUACCCGGCCACGAGGGCAGUAAUCUCUGUGAACAGGUGCUAAUCAGUGUACUGCGUCUAUUAAGGUCAGAUGCGGCAGAUUAUGGCAAACAUUUGCCACAUUACUUUAGCUUAUUUAGUAUGUAUGUCGGCCUGGGCCUUCGUGAGAAACAACAAUUACUAAAGCUCAAUGUGCCAGUGCAAUUCAUUCAAGUGGCUUUGGAUGAUGGACCUGGUCCAUCUAUUAAAUACCAGUAUCCCGAGUUCAGUAAACUACAUCAAGUUGUCUCACACUUGGUUCGAUGCAGCGAUAUAAGCGAGAAGUGUCAGAGCUCCAAUCAGAAUGCUCGACCACUGCCCAAUCCCUUUAAGGACCCCACUGUAACGCAGGAUGAUCUAACCCCCUUGUCAAGCGACUGCAUGGAUCUGCUUUUUAAUCGUACCGGUUAUAUCAAGAAAGUGAUAGAGGACACCAAUGUGGGUGAUGAGGGUCUCAAAUUACUGCAAUACUGCAGCUGGGAGAAUCCGCAUUUCUCUCGUGCCGUACUGACCGAGCUGCUGUGGCAGUGUGGUUUCGCCUACUGCCAUGACAUGCGUCAUCAUACAGAUCUGUUGCUGAAUAUCUUACUGAUCGAUGAUUCGUGGCAACAUCAUCGCAUCCACAAUGCCCUUAACGGAGUGGCCGAGGAACGCGAGGGUUUGCUGGAGACGAUACAAAGAGCUAAAACCCACUAUCAGAAGCGGGCCUAUCAGAUUAUCAAAUGUCUGACGCAACUGUUCCACAAAUCACCAAUAGCCCUGCAGAUGUUAAAUACUAGUCCAACUAUAAGUCGGCAAUGGACCAUUGCCGUGGAGUGGCUUCAGGAUGAGCUGGAGCGACAGCGCGGCAUUGGCUGUCAGUACAAUUCGUAUUCGUGGUCACCACCUGCACAGAGUAAUGACAACACCAAUGGCUAUAUGCUAGAGAGAUCGCAAUCAGCUAAGAACACCUGGACCAUGGCAUUUGAGCUCUGUCCGGAGGAGGUGACCGAGAAACCGCAGGAACAAGAGGAGAACAAUGAGUCCGAUUUGGAGUCUAAUUUGGAUGAUAACAAACAGGAGACGUCACAACCAGCUACCCGUCAACAUGAGGGAACUGUAAGCAGUGACGAAAUGCAGCCAACCAAAUGGCCGGCUCCUCGUACGGCAGAUAGUACCGCCAUUCCGCGCCUAUCACGUCAACUAUUUGGCACGCACGUGUCAGCUGGUUCCGGUGGAACAGCCCCUAGUACUGGGGCCCCCGUUACCGCCACAGUAACAAGUGGGAGUGGAGCCAAUAGCGAAACAGAGAGCAGUGCCCAGGAGACUACAGCCGAUUCAAAUAUAAAUGGCAUCACAAAUAGUAUGGAACACGUUGAAAAUUCAGUAAAAAAGAAAUAUCGCAGGAAAGUGCGAAGAAAGGUAGAGGAAAAUAAGGAUGAUGACACUGAGGAAGUAAUAGAAGAGACGACGACAACAACAACAACAACAGCAACAACAACAACAACAACAGCAGCAACUACAGAGGCAACAAAAACAACGCCAACAAUAGCAAUAACAGCGCCAAAUAGUGCAACGACAACGGCCGUCAAUGAACUUACUUCAAGAAUGGAGAAAAACCUUAUUUAAAAAAAUUCUAAAUACCAGAAAUAACGAAAAUAAACAAAAGUUCUUUGAAAUAAAAUCAAAUAAGAACAAAAUAUAAGCAACAGGCAUUCAUAGCAUUAAGAGAACCAACAAAACAUCAGCCUAAUGAUAAUGAAAUCUGUGCUUGGGUUUUUUAUUUGAAAUUUUUAUAGAUUGUUUUCUUAGUUUGAUUAAAAACCAGACUUAAAAUGAGUUAAUCGUAGAUAUUAACUAAUGGAUGGAAUAUAAAAAUCGAAGUAACAGCGAUAAUACAAACGAUAAUUAGACGAUGAAAACUCAGUCAUAUUCAUAAUGAUUAUGAGAAUGCCGAUGAUAAUGAAAAAAUGUAUGAAGGUUCAUGUACCAUGAGGUGUUUAAAUAGUUAUUGUAUACUUUAUAAUAAAUUACCCACAGACACACAUACACAAACAUAAGGAAUACAAGCCACAUUUAAACAUACACAAAAUCACACAAACACUCAAAAACACAGACAGACACAGACACCAACUCCUAAAUACUAAGAUGCGUUAAGUUACACGUUUAUAGUACCAUAUAAUUGUAUUUAUAUAGUAUAUGAAUGAUGUAUUACGUAUUGAAGCCGAGCAACCUUAACUAUUACUAACCGAAAUGAAUCAAAUCAAAAACAUAAAAAAAAAAAAUAAAUCUAUAUAUAUAAAAACAUAAAACAAAAAUUAAAGAAUAACAGACUAAGCUAAAUAGGAAACAACAAAUUCGGUUAAAACAAAAAUCAGAAUUAGGGCAAGAAACUGAAACCAAAUUGCAUCUUCAAGUACUCAGUACUCUCGCCUGAAAAUGUUUCCAUAACAAUUCAUUAGUUUUUUUUUUCUAACUGCAGAAUCAAGUGAAAUUUGUGAAAUGCUUUUAAGAAAACAACAACAAAACAGUAUAAAAAAUCGACUAAAUUUAAAGAAAAACUAAAACGAGAAAAAGCGAAAACCAGAAGAAAAUAUGGAAGGAGAAAACAUGAUUAUGUUUAUAAGUAUAUAUAUAUACAUAUAUUUUUAAUUAUUUAGUGUUUUUGUAUUAAGUGAAAUUUGUUAAACAUUUAUUAAAUUAUUAUGUUUUAAGUUGCAAAAUAAAACGCGAAAUGUUGUAAAGCAAA